Fulvia fulva is the source of this 1632-nucleotide messenger RNA. RefSeq names its product putative proline-specific permease put4. Gene Ontology annotation, cellular component: membrane. The record is from RefSeq and is a predicted model, not a curated record. The transcript has a single exon. NCBI's taxonomy places the organism in Eukaryota, Fungi, Ascomycota, Dothideomycetes, Mycosphaerellales, Mycosphaerellaceae. Bases 1 to 1632 code for a protein of 543 amino acids. Gene Ontology annotation, molecular function: amino acid transmembrane transporter activity. Gene Ontology annotation, biological process: amino acid transmembrane transport.
AUGGAGAAGACGCAGGACACUAUCGCUACAGAGGCUCGCAAUGACAACGACCUCGAGCAUACCAAGCAUGAAGAAGAGAACAGAAAUGUCGGUACCCUCGAGCGGCGACUCAAGUCUCGACAUAUCCAAUUCCUAGCUCUUUCAGGUGCGAUCGGGACUGGGUUGUUCGUUGGAAGUGGUCAGAUCCUCUCCCUCGCAGGCCCGCUGUCAACAUUCCUCGCCUACCUCUUCACUGGCGUCAACCUCUACUGCGUGAUCAACUCUCUGGGCGAGAUGGCAACGUACCUACCACUCCCCGGUGCAGUACCCAUCUACGCCGCGCGGUUUGUAGACCCAGCGCUGGGGUUCGUGCUUGGCUGGAAUUACUGGAAUCAGCUUGCCAUAGGUGUACCUAUCGAGACAACCGUUUCUGCAAUCAUCAUUGACUUCUGGCCAAACAGCGUGUCGACUGCUGUGUGGAUCACUAUUCUCACGAUACCAAUGAUUGUUGUGAACUGCCUGCCUGUCAAUUUCUACGGGGAAGCGGAGUUCAUCUUCGGUGCCAUCAAGCUGACUACAAUUAUGGGUCUGAUCUUGCUGAUGCUGAUCAUCGACCUGGGAGGUACACCAAGUGGUGACCGGAUUGGCUUUCGAUACUGGAUCACCCCUGGCCCGAUGAACACCUAUUUGAGGCCUGGAGCAUUAGGCCGCUUCCUCGCAUUCUGGAAGGUCUCCAUCCAGGCUACCUUUGCAUACGGUGGCAGCGAAAUGUGUGUAAUCGCCGCCGGCGAGACCGAGAACCCGCGCUACAACAUCCCAAAAGCUGUCCGACGAGUCUUCUGGCGGAUCCUGAUCUUCUACGUCUUGGCCAUCUUCCUAGUCGGAAUGUGUGUCUCUUCCGAAGAUCCACGUCUCCUCAACGCCAUCACCGAAGGCGCACCAGGCGCUGCAGCCAGCCCUUUCGUCAUCGCAAUUGUCAACGGCGGCAUGCCAGUUCUACCACACAUCAUCAAUGCCGUGAUCCUCAGCUCUACCUGGUCAGCUGGUAAUGCUUUCUUCUACUCCUCCACGCGCGUUCUUUACGCCUCAGCUCUCGAUGGCAAAGCUCCAAAGUUCCUCACCUACGAGCGUUUCGGGGUACCAUAUGCCUGCGUAGCAGCGACAUCCCUCCUCAGCCUCCUUGCAUAUCUGAACGUCUCGAAUGGCUCGGCGCAAGUUUUCAUCUGGUUCAGCAAUAUCAGUGCUGUCUCGACACUUCUUGUCUGGGGCAGUAUUUGCAUCACCUACCUCCGUUUCUACCAGGGCCUCAAGCACAACGGUAUUGAACGUACCUCGUUACCUUGGAAAUCACCGCUGCAGCCGUAUCUAGCGUACUUUGGACUGUGUUUCUGUAGCGUCGUGGCGCUGUUUAAUGGAUAUGAUGCAUUCUUCCCUGGUCAAUUCAGCGCUAAGACGUUCGUGCCGCCAUAUAUCGAUAUACCGAAUUUUCUGGCAUUGUUUCUGAGUUACAAGAUCGUGAAGAGGACGAGAGUCGUGAAGCUAGGGGAGAUGGACCUUUGGAGUGGAAAGGCAGAGAUUGACAGACAGGAACCCCUUUGGCCGAAGAGAAUCCCUAGAAACUGGAUCGAGAGGGUCUGGUUCUGGAUUGCUUGA